Messenger RNA from Saccostrea echinata, 2814 nucleotides. RefSeq lists its product as uncharacterized. The record is from RefSeq and is a predicted model, not a curated record. Gene Ontology annotation, biological process: regulation of gene expression; smoothened signaling pathway; cell-cell signaling. The transcript is spliced from 12 exons. Gene Ontology annotation, molecular function: calcium ion binding; patched binding. The coding region runs from base 52 to 2757 and encodes 901 amino acids. NCBI's taxonomy places the organism in Eukaryota, Metazoa, Mollusca, Bivalvia, Ostreida, Ostreidae.
UCUCCUUUUAAUCUUGGUCCGCCAAAGUCAGCUGAGGAUGUAUGCGGAAAAAUGGUUCACAAGAUCACAGCUCAGUAUUCGUCCUUCAAAAAGCUAAAUCUCCUGGUUGGAGAUAGUAUUUAUUUUGCUCCAGACAACUUUACAUUGGACGACUGGUGUGGAGAAACAAAGACAAAAUGCAUUAACUGUAAUGGUGAACAUGAAAAUGCUUACUGCUCCAAAAGAUACGUUUCUUCUAAAUUAGCCACAUCGCUGGCGACCCUCGUGGAAUUUAUCCGUGUUGAGUUUCCCACACGAAAGUUGAUCGUAGAAGAAAGUUUUCAGGAGGUAAGCUCAAGGUAUCCAUUGGGUAAAUAUGGUGAAAGUUCCCUAUUCUACGAAGGAAGAGCCGCUGUGCUUUCUAUUUCACAACCAAUCAAACCUGAUGUUGUUAAAGAGUCCGAUGUAAACAUUCUCCAAAAGGUGUCCCAACAAGCUGUUUGUUCCGGCUUUGAAUACGUCAACUUUUUAAAUAGUACGGGGAAAGUAGAAGUGGCCGUUACUCAUGACGAUAGUCCUCGAAACUUAAAUCAGGAAGAGGAAAAAGAAUCAUUCGAUGAAAGCAUUGGUGUAAAAGCAUUACAAAUAAACCCACAGUCUUGCGCAACAAAUCGUCCAUCGACUCUUGGCAUUGGGCAAACUUACCCCUCACAGACAUCGGAAAGAAGAGUUUGUGGCGAUCCAUUUUCCAGGGUUUCCAGAUUUUAUAAUACAAAUUAUGAUAGACUUUAUCAGUACACAUUUGACGAUAUUAAAUUUGACCCUGAGGAUCCAACCUCAAUGUGGUGUGGAAGCCCACUUAGACCUUGUUCAAACUGCAGUUCAAUAUCAACAAAGGACUCGUGGAACAUAUGCUCUAACAGACUUAUGACACCAAGAACUGCUUUACGGCUUCGAAGGCUUGCAGUAUUGGUUCGGCAUCAUUCGUCAAACAUCAGAGUUCUUAAAGCUUUUGAAGAGGAAAAUGAGAAAAACAGAGAUUCCAUGGUAAAAUCCUCCUUAUUCAGAGAGGGGAGGGCUUUAAUGAUAACAUUGGAAGAACCAUCUUUUAUAACAUAUUCCAAAUUAGCUGGUUUAGCAAUAUGCGCUGGUUUUGAUUUCGUUUCCCAUAUGAAUGAUACUUUUUUGGAGCUUUUUGUGAAACCUCAAGAACAAUUUAUUUCUCAUAUUAUAAUGUAUCCGAGCGGUUUAACCUUGACUGGUGUCAGCAAUCGGAAUACAGAUUUUGAACGGGAAUAUCUUCUGCCCUCUCUUUUCGUUAAUGAAACAAGAAUACCCCUUUUAAUUGAUGGUCAGAAUGAAAAUACACAACUCUCAUCGCGAUAUACAAUAUCUGAUUUUAAGUGCCCCGGUUACAGGUUUAUACGAAUUGAUCCUUCUCUUAUAGAAUGCUUAGAACUAGCUUCAGAUGAAUUCGGUGAAAAAAUAGAAGUGCUAUCAGGGUAUAGAACACGAUCAGUGAAUUUAGAAAAUAUUGAUAUGAGGCCCAUUAAAGAACGGUUUCGUUUCCAUGUUGGGCAAAGUGUAGAAAUCGCAUCCAAAAAGGGAACUGAGAUAGAUCUUAUAAAAAUUGGGAUUGCUAUAAUGAGAAUGUGUCCCCCUAUUUCAAGACCCCAGCAAAGAGCAAUAGGUAUAGGGUGCCAUAAAGACAGGCUUUAUUUAGACUUUCAUCCAAUGAAAUUUGGGAACGAAGAACUCUACAUAGAUUUGUGGAAUAAUGGUGGAAAAUCAAUUUAUUUGAAUUUGCUGCCACGUGUAAACACUGCAUUAAAAGGAGGUCCUAUCAUAGUUCCUAUGAACAAAAGUAGAUCAUGUCAAAAUCGAGUUGGCCAAGAGCUUUCCUACCUAGUUUUCCAGCUUGGUCAAAAAGAACAAUGCAAAAAUACUGCAGAAAGAGAAUUCUGUUCGAAAACUUUCCGAUACAGGAAAGAACAGGCUGAUCUACUCCAAGAACGGUUGUCAUCUGCAGCAGGGUCUCAAAACUUGCCUAGAUCAGAAAUAAUUUCAGAAAUAAAUGCAUGCAUUGUCGACACUUGUGGAGGAUGUUUGGAUUCUGGUUCUACUUGGGACAAGAAAGUCCAAAGAUGUUCUGUCAUGGUUAAUAAAUAUAUCAAAAGAGCCUCCAGACCAUUUCAAAGUCUUCACAACAGAGCAACAUUUUUUAAUACUGGAAACCACGAAUCAACAGUUCAUUCAUUAGCCUGUCAUUUUGGAUUUGUAUGCGUUGAAAACAUACAGAUUUAUUCCCUUUUGAUGCCGCUUUUAACUGCUACAUUUCGACCCGACCCUUCACGAAGUGUAGAGGAAAGACUUUUUACUCCUGAAGAUAAUCCAUCGCCCCUGUUGGAAAUCAUCUCACGGGAAAUGGCAAUAAGGGCCAGCGGGGUUGUUCGGGUAUUUCUAGAUUCUUCGAAAGAUUUGUCCAAUCUUCGACAUGUCCUAAAGGUUCUUUUGGUUCACAACACCAAUAUUCAAGAGGUACAGUUUCAUAUAACAGAAAAUCUCAAAAAAGAAACUAUAAAAGCUGCCCUUCAGAGAAAAAUUGAGACCUGGUCCGGUAACACGUGUAAUACUUGGUCGAGAUUUGCAGUCGCUGCGUACAGCAUACAGAUUAUUCCAAAUCAUCGCCAUAAGAGAAGCGCCUUUAGGAGUGCAGCACGUAACCAUGCAAGACAUAUCUUGCGUAAUUGGGAAUACGAUUGGUUGUCCAAAAUAUAAUGAAUCUAACAUUCUUUCCAUUUAAUUCAAUGUAGUCAUAAAAUUAUUGUGCUGUAA